UUUGACAACUUUGGACACUUGACUCAAGUGUCCAAAGUUGUCAAAUAUACACCCAAGUCAUUGUAUACACCAGUUAGUCUAGUUUAUUGGUCUCUGAUUAGACCAUAUCUUCUAGUUGUAAAACUACAUAUAAAAAUGGAAAAUAGCAAUAAAAUAGUUCCACCGCAUUUAAAUGCUGAAGUAUAUAGGACCGACACGACUGGCACAAGCACUAUGUUUUAUUUGGAUUAUUUACGAAUACAUGAAGAUGGCAGUACCUUAAUAGGAUGUUCAGAAUUAACAGGCCGCUACUGGAAUGGGGCGGCUGAUGUUUUCAAAAGUGUCAAUGAGGCAGGGCAAAGACAGAAAUCAGAGAAGCGGGCUAUAAAUUUACAAAGUGGAACAUCAGAUGGUUGUUUUGUUAAUAGUUCGAAAAAGAUAUUAUUGUGUGAAGAUAGUGGUGCAGUAAGUAUAUGGUGCACCUCAGAUGAAGACCAACAUAAUGCAUGGCACCAGUGGACGGAGGAGGUAUCGGCUGCUGAACACGAUAAUGCAGCACUUGCAGUGGAUUGUCUAAGUCCAGACGCAGAGUAUGUGACUGUGGGAGCUGACGGACAUGGCAAGGUAUGGGACAUAGAAAGAAUGAUAUGCAUAAGGAACUACAGUGCAGCACACAGUAAGCCAAUAUAUGGAGUGUCAGUGAGACCAAAUUCAAACACGGACUUUGCAACAUGUUCCAUGGAUCAAUAUGUUUCUCUAUGGGAUCAAAAUGUAGACAAACCAGUCCUGGAUCUAUAUCAAAAUAACUGUGGUGUGCGGUGCUUACAAUGGAUAGAUGUAAAUAAGAUCAUUUUUGGAGAUGAAGCUGGAAUUCUAAGUAUAGUUGAUGUCAGGAGUCUUGAAACCACCUUGAAUAUAACAGAAUUUCCUGCUGCUAUACAUAAAAUUGCCAUACACCCUGAAUGCAACAAAGUGGCAGUGUGUUGUGACAAUAAAACUGUGACUGUAUGUGAUAUAAGUGAGGACACCAAAGUGAAAACAACUUACCAAAAGAGCCAAGCGCAUAAUAACUUCGUCAGAGGAGUGGCAUGGGAUGUAAAAGAUGACAAAAUACUACACUCUUUGGGAUGGGACGGGGAAAUUAAAUCACACACUGUAAUGUGUUAAUAAUUUCAUUAGUUUUUUAUAAUAUAUUAUGCGCUCCAACCACCUAA
Messenger RNA from Manduca sexta (tobacco hornworm), 1193 nucleotides. Its product is annotated as methylosome protein 50. NCBI's taxonomy places the organism in Eukaryota, Metazoa, Arthropoda, Insecta, Lepidoptera, Sphingidae. The record is from RefSeq and is a predicted model, not a curated record. Gene Ontology annotation, biological process: oocyte axis specification. The coding region runs from base 136 to 1146 and encodes 336 amino acids. The transcript has 7 exons. Gene Ontology annotation, cellular component: methylosome. Gene Ontology annotation, molecular function: protein binding.